CUCAUAACUUGCAUAACUAAUGAGCCUUAACUCCAUGAUAAAUUAAGCAGGACCAAUGACUCCUCUUAUUUGCACAUGCUAACUGGUUGACGGCUCAUUCAAAUAACAUCGCAAAAGGACUAUUUUCCACAAUUUUUUCUAAACAGUAAAAGAUUUCAACAAAAAUAAUUAUAUACAAUAAUUAUGUUGGAGAUGCUUGAAUACAACCAUUAUCAGGUGCCGUCCCACCUGGAGAGCCCAACUAAGUACCAGAUCCAGCAGGCCCAGAGGCAACAGGUGAGGCAGUAUCUCUCCUCCACCCUCGGUGGGAAAACGGGUAGCCAGUGCCCUAGCCAAACCCCGGAACGAGGCAUGCCCCCUGGGCCGGCCAGCAGCGCCCCCAACAGCCCCAUGGCCCUGCUCACUCUCAGCUCCAACUGUGAGAAAGAGAUGGAUGAUGUUAUUGACGAUAUUAUUAGCUUGGAAACAAGUUAUAAUGAGGACAUCCUCGGCCUUAUGGAUUCUGGAGUCCAGAUUUUGAACACGCUCCCAGUGUCUGGCAACCUUCUGGACAUGUAUAGCAGCCAAGGAAUCAACAACUCAUGCUCUUCCAGUAUGUCCAACAUUAAAAGGGAAUACACAGUUGGUCCAGGCCCUGGCAUGAUGCACAUGCUGGAGAAGCCUGGGCCAUGCAGCCAGUAUGAAAACUACCAAAGGCAAGAAGGCUAUCCAGUAGAGGCUGAGGUACGAGCUCUGGCAAAGGAGAGACAGAAGAAGGACAAUCAUAACCUUAUUGAACGCAGGCGGCGGUUUAAUAUCAACGAUAGGAUCAAAGAAUUGGGAACAUUAAUUCCUAAGUCAAAUGACCCGGACAUGCGCUGGAAUAAGGGAACUAUUCUCAAAGCCUCAGUCGACUACAUUCGUAAGCUGCAGCGGGAGCAGCAGCGUGCCAAAGAGCUGGAGUUAAGGCAGAGGAGGCUGGAGCAUGCUAACCGUCACCUGAUGCUACGCAUUCAGGAGUUGGAAAUGCAGGCCCGAGCUCAUGGCCUCGCAGUGGUGACGUCCCCGUCCUCCCUGUGCACCUCGGAGCUGAUGGCCAGGGCCAUCAAACAAGAGCCCCUGCUGGGCGGCGAGUGCCCCUCCGACCUAUACCACCAUAGCCCCACCCCUGACAUGUCACCGCCCACUACGCUGGACCUGAACAACGGCACCAUAUCCUUCGACCCGAUUCAUUCAGAUUCUGGAGAUCCUUACCGCGCCUCCAAAUCGGACAACGCGAAGGACAGCAUCUUGUCGUCAGUCGCUCCGAGCGAGACGCUGCUGUCUUCCGGUUCCCCGGACCACUCCGACAGCAGCAGCCGCCGCAGCUCCAGCUCUAGCAUGGACGAGAAGGAGAACGGCUGUUAGUGUGGACGGCUAACGGUUCACCUACCUUAACUUCGAGACAUGGAGGACACGUUGUUAACUGUCGAAGUAUUUCGAAGUUUUCAAAAACGAACGAGUGGCUAUCGAAAUGUUGUCAGCCAUUCUCCGCAAGACAGAAGACGUUUUGCGUUACUUUCUUUUUUAAAUCUAUAGCUGGAUUUUAAUCUUUAUCUUAAAAGUAUUGUGGGCUUACAUGAAAAGUAGCCAACAUUACGUUGGGACCGCGUGUGAUUCGUUAUGCUGUUCCUGCUUGUGUCUUCCGUCGUCGCGGUUACUGACAAAUGAUCACAGGUGGAAGAGCAGAUGCUGUGAGCAACGCUCAACGUCGCUCAUAUAAAGCUUUGGAUCAAUUUGUGGUUCGCUUUUAUAAAUCCAGGUUCAACAAAGGGAUUACGUUUAACUUGUAGGCUACUCUACGACGUGGCAAUAGGCCUCUGUUCAUGAAAUAAAUUGCUUUAUUCCACUAACAUUAAAGAUCCAGUGUGUAGAAUUGAGUGGUCUGUAGUGAACCUGAGUUGGCAGAAAUGGAAUAUAACAUUCAUAAGUAUGUUUUAAUUAGUGUUUAAUCCCUUGAAAAUAAGAAUUAUUUUUUUCUUUACCUAAUUUUGAGCUCUUUAUAUCUACUUGGGGUGCGGGUCCUCUUUCACGAAGGCAUCCAUGGACGCCAUUGUUCUAUUGUUGCCCAGAACAGACAAACUGCAAUUAUUACCGUUGUUGUAUAGGAGCCUUAUAAAAAGCAAUAUUGUAUCUGAAAUGCUCACCUUAGUGUUAUGGUAUAUAUUUAUACAUUUACUAAAAAACGAAAUAGAAUUCAUAAAUCUAUCAAAGAGCGUCAUCACUUGACUCGGCUACUCGAUGUUGAUAAUUUUGGAAGUAGGUCUACUUACUGUCUGGAACCUUGGUACAGGACCUGUGUGAAGUUGGCCCCCCGUCUCAUUCAAAAUAUUAAAAUAACACUGCUGUUCGUU
Gadus morhua (Atlantic cod) is the source of this 2372-nucleotide messenger RNA. RefSeq names its product melanocyte inducing transcription factor a (gene mitfa). Bases 184 to 1386 code for a protein of 400 amino acids. The record is from RefSeq and is a predicted model, not a curated record. The transcript is spliced from 9 exons. Gene Ontology annotation, cellular component: nucleus. Gene Ontology annotation, biological process: regulation of transcription by RNA polymerase II; melanocyte differentiation. Gene Ontology annotation, molecular function: RNA polymerase II cis-regulatory region sequence-specific DNA binding; DNA-binding transcription factor activity, RNA polymerase II-specific; protein dimerization activity. Lineage: Eukaryota; Metazoa; Chordata; Actinopteri; Gadiformes; Gadidae.